Molecule: messenger RNA, 13215 nt
Organism: Cottoperca gobio
Lineage: Eukaryota; Metazoa; Chordata; Actinopteri; Perciformes; Bovichtidae
Product: CUB and sushi domain-containing protein 3-like
Source: RefSeq, a predicted model, not a curated record
UCUACUUCAACCCAGCAUAAAGAAAACAUAGCGAUAGGUUACAUGUGUUAGUUGUGAGCAUGAAGGGGAUUUACAGAGACGGAUACUACGACGGAUCUAUUGAACUACGGGACGUUUUCAACAGGAGAUGCAUUAAAUGUGGCCGAGGGGACUUUGUUCAAGCCAAAACGAUGAGGAUUAGGACGGGAAUUGUUUUUUGGAAUCUCAUCUUUUCACUGAUGUUCACUUGUGUGAAAGGUUUUAUCCAUACCUGCGGAGGCACUUUAAAAGGGAGGAAUGGGACGAUAGAAAGCCCCGGGUUUCCAUAUGGAUAUCCAAAUGGAGCGAACUGUACCUGGGUGAUUGUUGCCGAGGAGGGGAGCAGGAUUCAUAUAGUUUUUCAAUCUUUCGCAGUGGAGGAGGAAUAUGACUUUUUAUCUUUGUAUGACGGGCAUCCACACCCGGCUAACUUCAGGACAAGGUUAACAGGAUUUACCAUGCCUGCGCCUGUUACCAGUUCUGGCUCCAUUUUUUCUCUGAGGCUUACCAGUGACUUUGCAGUAAGCGCUCAUGGAUUUAAGGUCGUUUACGAAGAGCUGAGAAGCAGCUCAUGUGGAAACCCAGGGAUUCCACCCAAAGGCAUACUGAAUGGAACUCAGUUCAACGUAGGUGACAAGAUCCGCUACCGGUGCGUCACUGGCUACGUCCUGGACGGACAUUCACUCCUCACCUGUGUGACCAACACAGCCGGUGUGUCGGUGUGGGACUUCCCUGUGCCAAUCUGCAGAGCGGAGGACACGUGCGGUGGCACCCUGAGGGGCUCCAGCGGGCUCAUCUCCAGCUUCGAUUCCCCCAGCGGUGCCUCCCCUGGUGCUGGUGGAGCUGCUGGAGGCCUGGGCAGCAGUGGGGAGUGUAAGUGGACCAUUCUGGCAGAACCAGGGGACACCAUCUCCCUGGUUUUCACUGAAUUUCAAAUGGAGAAGUCGGAUUUUCUGGAAGUAGAGGGAUCUGAACCGGCAACCAUCUGGAUAACUGGAAUGAAUAUUCCAGCACCCAUCAUCAGCAACAGAAACUGGCUCCGGCUGCACUUUGUGACAGAAAGCAAUCACCGCCACAAAGGCUUCAGGGCCCAGUAUCAAGUGAAAAGCUCUGGAGAGCUUAAAUCCAGAGGGGUAAAAUUAUUACCAGGAAAGGACAACACUAACAAACUGUCUUUGAUGAAUGAAGGAGGAAUCAAACAGGUGUCUAAUUACUGCCCUGACCCAGGGGAGCCAGAGAAUGGCAAGCGGAUGGGCUCUAACUUCAGCAUCGCAGCAACUGCUCAAUUUACCUGUGAUGAAGACCAUGUUCUGCAGGGUUCCAAAACGAUUACCUGCCAGCGCGUAGCAGAAGUCUUUGCUGCUUGGAGCGACCACAGACCCGUCUGCAAGGUGAAAACGUGUGGGUCGAAUCUACAAGGACCCUCUGGGACUUUUACAUCGUCUAAUUUCCCUAUCCAGUAUGAGAGUAACUCCCAGUGUGUGUGGAUCAUCGCAGCCAGCGAUCCAACCAAGGUUAUUCAGAUCAACUUCGAAGAGUUCGACCUAGAAAUUGGGUAUGAUUCGCUAACAAUCGGAGAUGGAGGGGAAGUAGGUGAUUCUAAAACAAUAAUACAAGUGCUGACUGGGAGCUUUGUCCCAGACCUGAUUGUUAGCAUGUCCCAUCAGAUGUGGCUUCAUCUCCAGUCUGAUGAGAGCGUGGGCUCGAUUGGCUUCAAGAUCAACUAUAAAGAAAUUGACAAAGAGAGUUGUGGUGACCCUGGUACACCUCUGUACGGUUACCAAGAGGGUAGUGGUUUUCUAAACGGAAAUGUUCUGCGCUUUGAAUGCCAAUUUGGAUUCGAGCUCAUCGGGGAGAGGAUGAUAACCUGCCAGAACAACAAUCAGUGGUCGGCUAAUAUCCCCAUCUGCAUAUUCCCCUGUUUCUCCAACUUCACCGCUCCCAUGGGGACAGUGUUGUCUCCUGACUACCCGGAGGGCUAUGGAAACAACCUGAACUGUGUGUGGCUCAUUAUCUCGGAGACUGGCUCCAGGAUCCACCUGGCCUUCAAUGACUUUGACCUGGAGCCUCCCUAUGACUUCCUCACUAUCAAAGAUGGGGACCAGUCAGGAGCCACAAUACUAGGACGCUUCUCAGGGGCUGAAGUUCCUUCCCACCUGACGUCUAACAGCAACGUGCUGCAGCUGGAGUUUCAGGCUGAUCACUCUAUGUCUGGCCGAGGGUUCAACAUCACAUAUAACACUUUUGGGCGUAAUGAGUGCCCUGACCCUGGCAUACCGUUGAAUGCCAGGCGCUUUGGGGACAGUUUCCAACUGGGUAGCUCCAUCUCAGUGGUUUGUGAGGAGGGCUUCAUCAAGACGCAGGGGGCUGACACCAUCACCUGCCAUCUGGAGGAAGGCAAGGGGAUGUGGAGCGGCCUCAUUCCCAAAUGUGAAGCUCCUUGCGGGGGCCACUACUCGGGGCCUUCUGGUGUUAUCCUCUCCCCGGGGUGGCCAGGCUACUACAAAGACUCCCUGAGUUGUGAGUGGGUCAUCGAGGCCGAGCCGGGAAGCUCCAUCAAGAUCAGCUUUGACAGGUUUCAAACUGAGCUCAGUUAUGACUUCCUGGAAGUACAUGACGGUCCCAACUUGCUCUCUCCUAUGAUUGGCUCGUUUAAUGGAACCCUGGUCCCUCAGUUCCUGUUCAGUAGUAGCAACUUUCUGUAUCUGCUUUUCACCACCGAUAACAGUCGAUCAAACAGCGGCUUCAAGAUAUUCUAUGAAGUGGUCACUUUGGACACAUACUCCUGCAUGGAUCCUGGUAUUCCAGUGAAUGGCUUACGGUUAAGCCAUGACCUGUCCAUCGGCUCCACGGUGUCCUUCCAGUGUGACCCAGGAUACAGGAUGAGCCACGAGGAGCCCCUAGUUUGUGAGAAGAACCACUUCUGGAGCCACCCACUACCCACUUGUGAUGCAUCAUGCGGUGGGGAUAUCAGCGGACCUGGAGGGAUCAUCUUAUCACCUGGCUUCCCCGAGCUGUAUCCUAACUCCUUAAACUGUACAUGGACUGUAGAAGUCAGCCAUGGAAAAGGUGUCCAAUUCACUUUUUACUCCUUCCACCUGGAGGAUCACCAUGACUACCUUCUGAUAACAGAAAACGGCAGCUUCGUCCAGCCACUGGCUCGCCUCACCGGCUCAGAGAGGCCUUCACAAGUUAACGCCGGCCUGUUUGGGAACUUCAAGGCCCAGCUACGCUUCAUAUCUGACUUCUCUAUAUCGCUGCAGGGUUUCAACAUCUCUUUCUCGGAGUACGAUCUAGAGCCCUGUCAGGACCCUGGAACGCCUCGGUUUGGCUGGCACACUGGCUCCAGGUUUGGCAUUGGUGACUCAUUGCCAUUCUACUGCAACACAGGAUAUCGUCUACAGGGGGCGAGGGAGAUUGUGUGCUUGGGAGGUGGCCGCCGCAUGUGGAGUGCCCCUCUGCCAAGGUGUGUGGCGGAGUGUGGAUCUGCGGUCUCCAACUACGAGGGAGUGCUUUUGUCACCAAACUAUCCAAUGAACUACGACAACAGCCACGAAUGUGUCUACAGCAUUCAUGUCCAAGCGGGCAAAGGCAUCAAUAUCACUGCCAGUACCUUCCAGCUUGCACAAGGUGACAUCCUUAAGGUGUAUGACGGUAAAGACGGUGCAUCCCAACUCCUUGGCUCAUACACAGGCAUGUUGAUGCAAGGUCUGUCUCUUACCAGCACCUCCAACUAUCUGUGGCUUGAAUUUUACUCUGACCAGGAGGCGACAGCAGUGGGGUUCCAGCUCAUAUACCAUAGCUUUGAGCUAUCCCACUGUGAUGAUCCAGGUGUGCCGCAGUUCGGCUUCAAAGUCACUGACCAGGGUCACUUUUCUGGCAGUGCCAUCACGUUCGGAUGCGACCAAGGCUACACCCUGCACGGCAGUGGCAUACUCAAGUGCAUGACUGGGGAGAGAAGGGCAUGGGACAACCUCCUGCCCUCAUGUAUAGCGGAGUGUGGCGGGAGUUUCCAUGGAGAGUCUACAGGGCGUAUCCUGUCUCCUGGGUAUCCCUUCCCCUAUGACAACAACCUGAGGUGCACCUGGACAAUUGAGGUCAACUCUGGCAACAUUGUCAGUCUCCAGUUCCUUGCAUUCGACACAGAGGCGUCCCACGACAUCCUGAAGGUGUGGGACGGGCCUCCCGAGAACGAGAUGUCUCUGAGGGAGGUUAGCGGCUCGCUGCUGCCUGAGGGGAUCCACUCCACUCUCAACAUUGUCACCAUACAGUUCGAGACUGACUUUUAUAUCACCAAGUCUGGCUUUGCCAUCGACUUCUCCAGUUCGCUUGCGACAGCUUGCAGAGAUCCAGGUAUUCCCAUGAAUGGUAGUCGCAACGGGGAAGGGCGGGAACCUGGUGACUCGGUGACCUUCUCCUGUGAUCCAGGAUAUGAAUUGCAGGGGGAGAGCAGAAUCACCUGCAUUCAAGUGGAAAAUAGAUACUACUGGCAACCCAGCCCUCCAAGCUGCAUCGCUCCUUGUGGUGGAAAUGUGACCGGAUCUUCAGGAUUCAUCCUCUCUCCCAACUACCCAAACCCCUACCCACACAGCAAAGACUGCGACUGGCUUAUUGCUGUCCACUCUGACUAUGUGAUUUCCUUGGCUUUCAUCAGCUUCAGUAUUGAGCCCAACUAUGAUUUCCUGUAUAUCUACGAUGGGCCAGACAGCAGCACUCAUCUGAUUGGCAGUUUCCAAGACAGUAAACUUCCUGAGAAGAUUGAAAGCACUUCCAACUUCAUGUACUUGGCAUUUCGCAGCGAUGGCUCUGUGAGCUACACCGGCUUUUAUUUGGAAUACAAAGCAAAACUGCGGGAGGCGUGUUUCGAUCCGGGGAAUGUGAUGAAUGGCUCUAGAAUGGGUACUGACUACAAGCUGGGAUCUAUGGUGACUUUUCAUUGUGAGGCGGGUUACCUGCUCCAGGGCUACUCCACUCUGACAUGUGUCAUGGGCAACAGCAGGAGACCAGAGUGGGACAGAGCCAAACCAAGUUGUCAAGCUCCCUGCGGAGGUCACUUCACAGGUUCAGAGGGAACUGUGCUGUCCCCAAACUACCCACAUAAUUACACCAGAGGCCAGAGCUGUGUCUAUGACAUCUUCGUCCCUGGGGACUUUGUGUUGUUUGGUCAGUUUGUGGUAUUCCAGACUUUGACCAGUGAUGUGGUCGAGAUCUAUGACGGAUCGUUCACAGAUUCAGCCCUUCUCUCCUCCAUACAUGGAUCACACUCAGGCGAGACACUCCCUUUGAGUUCAGGAAACAAGAUAACGCUCAAGUUUACCACAAAUGGAACUGAAACAGCCAAAGGAUUUCACUUUGUUUACCAAGCUGUCCCCCGGACAAGUGCGUCUCAGUGUAGCUCUGUCCCUGAGCCUCGAUUUGGGAAGCGGAUAGGGAACGACUUUGGCAUCGGUAUGGUGGUACUGUUUGAAUGCAAUCCAGGCUACACGCUGCACGGCUCCAACGCCAUCAGGUGUGAGGCCAUGCCCAAUGCCCUGGCCCAGUGGAACGGCACUGUGCCCACAUGUGUUGUUCCUUGCGGCGGAUUGUUAACUGACCGCAGAGGCACUAUCCUCUCUCCUGGAUACCCAGAGCCGUACGCCAACUAUCUGAACUGUGCCUGGAAAAUAUCUGUUCCCGAGGGAGCCGGCAUCCAAAUUCAAGUUGUGACCUUCGCCACAGAACAUAACUGGGAUUCGCUGGAUUUCUUCGACGGGGUUGAUGGCAAUGCUCGAAGGCUUGGUAGCUACUCAGGUACAACAAUUCCUCAACUGCUGAACAGCACGUCAAACAAUCUGUACUUGACCUUCCAGUCUGACAUCAGUGUGUCCGCCGCUGGCUUCCACUUGGAGUACACAGCAAUAGGUUUGGAUUCGUGCCCAGAGCCGCUGCCUCCCAGUAACGGCCAGAAAGUGGGUGACCGCUACACUGUGGGUGACAUGGUGUCCUUCCUGUGCGAUCAAGGCUUCUCGUUACAGGGUAAUGCAUAUAUUACCUGCAUGCCUGGCCCCGUCAGAAGGUGGAAUUACCCCGUACCUCUGUGUUUAGCUCAGUGUGGCGGCUCUAUGACAGACUUCAGCGGCGUCAUCCUCAGCCCAGGCUUCCCAGGGAAUUACCAGAGCAGCCUGGACUGCAGCUGGAGAGUUCAACUCCCUAUUGGCUUCGGGAUCCAUCUGCAGUUUCUAAACUUCUCCACAGAGCCUGUUCAUGACUAUCUGGAGGUGCGCAGCGGGAACCUGGAGACGGGAACAGUGAUUGAUCGGUCCAGUGGCCCUGUGGUGCCUAACUCUCUCUUUAGCACCACCCACGAGACCACUCUCUUCUUCCACAGCGACUACUCCCAGAACAAGCCUGGCUUCCACAUUGUCUACCAGGCAUAUGAGCUACAGAGGUGUCCGGACCCCCGACCGUUUCGCAAUGGCAUAGUGAUCGGACAGGAUUACAGUGUGGGGAUGACCAUUUCCUUUGAGUGCCUUCCAGGUUACACUCUGCUUGGAGAGCCAUCUCUUACAUGUCUGCACGGAGUCAGCAGAAACUGGAAUCACCCCAUACCUCGCUGCGAAGCUCUCUGUGGUGGGAAUGUAACAUCCAUGAAUGGCACAAUUUACUCUCCUGGACACCCAGCCGAGUAUCCACACUUCCAGGACUGCAUGUGGACUGUCAGAGUACCCCCUGGGUAUGGCAUCCACAUCAAUUUCUCUGUUAUCAAUACAGAGCCAAUCUACGACUACAUCACUGUGUGGGAUGGACCCGACCAGGCCUCACCUCAAAUUGGUCAGUUCAGUGGCAACUCAGUACAGGAGGGCGUGUCCACCACUGCCAAUCAGAUCCUCAUCAAAUUCCACAGCGACUUCAGUACCAGCGGCUUCUUUGUGCUGCAUUAUUACGCAUACCAGCUGAGAACAUGUCAGCCACCUCCUCCUGUCGCCAACGCUACUAUCCUAACCGAUGAUGACGAGUUUCAAAUAGGGGACAUCAUUCGGUACUCGUGCCUGCCAGGCUUCACCUUGGUGGGCAGUGAGAUUCUGACCUGUCGACUUGGAGAGAGGCUACAGAUGGAUGGACCCCCACCCAGCUGUCAAGUCCAAUGUCCAGCCCAUGAGGUGCGUUUUGACUCAACGGGGGUGAUCUUGAGUCCAGGCUUCCCUGAUAACUACCCCAAUCUCCAGAUGUGCUCCUGGCUGAUCAACGUGGAGAAGGGUUACAACAUGACUCUGCACUUUGAACUCUUCCAGACAGAGAAGGAGUUUGACAUCCUGGAAAUAUUUGAUGGUCCCAACAUCUACAGCCAGAGCCUGGCAUCACUCAGCGGUGACAUUGAAACACCCUUCAGCCUGACCACCGCAGGCCACCAGCUCCUGCUGCGCUGGUCGUCUGACCACGGCACCAACCGACGCGGCUUCUACAUCAGAUACGUGGCAAUGUACUGCAGUACCCCAGACUCCCCACAGCACGGCUUUGUCGUGAGCCAGACUGGGGGUCAUCUGAACAGCAUGGUGCGCUGGGCCUGCGACAGGGGGUACAAGCUGAUCGGAAAGGGCACAGCUGUGUGCAAGAAGACCACCUAUGACUUCUACGCCUGGGACGCGCCAGUUCCCGCGUGUCAAGCUGUGUCAUGCGGUGUGCCCAGUGCGCCAGUGAAUGGAGGUGUGCUUGCUGCUGAUUACUCUGUCGGCACACGGGUGACCUACUUCUGCAACAGCGGCUACCGGCUCUCGUCCAAAGAGCUGACGACCACAGUCUGCCAGCCAGACGGCACCUGGAGCAACCACAACAAGAUACCCCGAUGCAUCGUCAAUAUGUGCCCUAGUCUCAGCUCCUUCUCUCUGGACCACGGGAAAUGGAGGAUCGUCAACGGUUCGCAUUAUGAAUAUGGAACUAAAAUAAUCUUCACCUGCAACCCUGGAUACUACCGCAUUGGCCCCGCCCACAUCCAGUGCCAUGCCAAUGGGGUGUGGAGCUGGAGAACCGAGAGGCCUCGAUGUAGAAUCAUUUCCUGUGGGGAUCUUCCCACUACUCCUAAUGGGAAGAAAAUUGGGACCCAAAGUAGCUUUGGAGCGUCAGCCAUUUUCAGCUGUAACCUUGGCUAUGUUUUAACUGGAUCUACAGUUCGAGAGUGUCUCCUGUCCGGCCUUUGGAGUGGGAUGGAGACUCACUGCCUGGCCGGUCACUGUGGUGUCCCAGAGCAGAUUGUAAAUGGGCAGGUGAUCGGGGAAAACUUUGGUUAUAGAGACACAGUGGUUUACCAAUGCAACCCCGGAUUCAGACUCAUUGGCUCCUCAGUACGGAUCUGCCAGCAGGACCACGGCUGGUCUGGAACGCUCCCAGUUUGUAUCUCUGUCACAUGUGGCCACCCCGGUAGCCCUAUAUAUGGCCGCACCACAGGCGAUGGCUUCAACUACAAUGAUGUGGUGCGCUUCUCCUGCAACAAAGGCUACACCCUGGAAGGACCCUCCACAGCCCAGUGCCAGGCCAGCCGCCAGUGGAGCAGGCAGCCACCAACAUGCAGAGUGGUGAACUGCACAGAUCCAGGUAUCCCUGCCAAUUCUAUCCGGGAGAGUAAGAUUGAGCACGGUAACUUCACAUUCGGCAGCGUGGUCUUCUACGACUGUAACCCAGGAUAUUACCUGUUCGGCUCAUCGGUGCUGACCUGCCAGCCGGUCGGCCACUGGGACAAACCUCUACCAGAAUGCAUCGAGGUGGACUGCAGCCACCCGGGUGCACCUCCCCACGGAGUGAUGAGCGGAGAGAAGUUUACCUUUGGCUCCACCGUGCGCUAUUCCUGCUCUGGAGACCGCCAGCUCAUAGGAGACUCAUCACUAACCUGUCAACUGAACGGACACUGGAGCGGCCCACUGCCUCACUGCUCAGGCAACUUGGCAGGAACCUGUGGGGAUCCUGGCACACCUGCCCAUGCCAGCAGGGAGGCAGGCAACUUUAAAGUGCGCAGCAAGGUUCGCUUCACCUGUACCGUGGGACAUACACUGUACGGGUCGGCAGAGAGGAUCUGCUUCCCCAACGGGACCUGGUCGGGAAGACAGCCGUUCUGCAAACCGGUACAGUGUGGGAACCCAACCACACCUGCUCAUGGUUGUAUUUCCCGUGUGGAUGGCACAACCUUCUCCCACUCCAUGGUGUAUUCUUGUAUGGAGGGUUAUUUCCUCGCUGGCUCGCCCACACGUCAGUGUCUGGCAAAUGGCACGUGGUCUGGGAUGGCUCCUAACUGCACAAUGAUCGCCUGUGGCGACCCUGGUAUUCCAGCCAAUGGACUUAGAUAUGGAGAAGAUAUCACCGUGGGCCAGAAUGUGACGUUCAUGUGUCAGCCGGGGUAUGUGAUGAUCGGUGGGGACAGCGCUGUCACCAGGACCUGCACCAACAAUGGCACCUGGAGUGGCACCAUGCCAGCAUGCAAAGUGGUGACGUGUUCUACACCCCCAUCCAUACCCAACGGCCUCCUGGAGGGCUCAGUGCUGGAGUGGGGUACCAGCGUGAGCUACAGCUGCCUAUCUGGCUAUGAGCUAUCCUUCCCCGCUGUGCUCACCUGCACAGGGAAUGGGACCUGGAGUGGAGACCUGCCUCAGUGCUUGCCCAAGUUCUGCGGAGACCCUGGUGAGCCUGCCAAAGGACGGAGAGGAGGGCGCAGUUUCAUCUUCAAGUCGGAGGUGAUGUUUAGUUGCAGUGUCCCCUAUGUUCUUGUUGGAUCAACAACACGCUUGUGCCAGGAGGACGGCACCUGGAGCGGAUCUCAGCCUCGAUGUAUAGAGCCCACGAGAACCUCAUGUGAAAAUCCAGGGACACCUGAGCAUGGCUUAAUGAAUUAUACAACAGGCUUCAAGGUGGGCAGCAGAAUAGACUUCCAGUGCCAACAGGGACACCUACUGCAGGGCUCCACCACCCGGCUCUGUUUGCCAGAUCUCACCUGGACCGGCAUCCAGCCUGGCUGUAUCCCUCACUCCUGCAAGCAGCCGCGGAGCCCGGCCAACGCUGACGUUGUGGGUCUAGACCUGCCUGCCUAUGGUUACACCCUGGUGUACUCCUGUCAGCCAGGUUAUUUCCUCUCCGGGGGUUCAGAGCACCGUGUCUGCCGCUCCGACGGCAGCUGGACUGGCAAGGUGCCUGUGUGCAGAGUCGGCUCCAAGUCACAUGAGAAAACUGUCAAAGCCGCACCGGGAACACCAAGCCCUAAAAUAAAUGUUCCUGACAACGUCUUUACCCCUGGUUUCGUAUGGAAGGGCUCCUAUGAUUACAAAAGCCAGAAACAGCCAAUGACUCUGACAGUCACAAGCUAUAAUGCCACAAUGGGAAAAGUCAAUGUAACUUUAACUGACAGUAGCAUGGAGUUUCUGCUCUCUGGAGUGUACAAGCACCAGGAGGCACGGUUAAUGCUCUUGCUGUACCAGAUGAGAGCGCUGGCUCACAGCUCCUUGAGCAGGAUUACAGAUGAGACCUGGGCAAUGGACGGAUUUGUUUCAGCCGAGCCUGACGGUGGCAGCUACGUGUUCCAAGGCUUUAUACAGGGUAAAGACUACGGACAGUUUGGACUUCAGAGAGUUGGUUUGAGCAUGAGAGAGAACGUUACACUCACUGACCCUGAAACCACCGGCUCCACCAACAGCAGUUCUGUUGCUGUCGCUAUCCUUGUGCCUUUCUUUGCCCUCAUCUUUGCAGGCCUCGGCUUUUAUCUCUACAAACAGCGGACAACGGAUAAAGCGCAGUACACAGGAUGCUCUGUGCACGAGAACAACAAUGGACAGGCAACUUUUGAGAAUCCCAUGUACACAAACACAAAAGCAGCUGAGGGGAAAGUUGUCCGCUUUGACCCCAAUCUCAACACCAUCUGCACCAUGGUUUGAUGUCUACCAAGUAUGAGAGGAAGACAGGAGGAGAGAGACACUUAAAGGGAGAUUACAACUUGUUUGCUUAACAUUAAUAUAUCAACAUAUUUAUAUUUUCCUGUUUCUGAUGACAUACAACAAAGACACAGAAUUGCUUCAGAAUUAUAAAGCACACUUUCAGCAACACUUGGCUGUUGCAAUCGAUCGUAUGAAAAAGCUCAAAGAAAGACUAAAGACGAGAGAGGAAGGAGAGGUCCCACACCUUUCCGGAUCUUCCAGUAGUUCGGUGAAGGGAAGUGUUCUUUACACUCUGUGAGUGAGAGUAAAAAAAAGCCUCUGGCAAAUUAAUAAAAUAGAGUAUUUUAUGCUCUGUAGUAUAGACAUAGAGGGGUUACUUCACAAUGCCAAAUGAAAACAGCCCAAAUCUAAACCCUUUUGUUUUGUCUCAGUUUCACAUUCACCCUAACAAGAGUUAUUUUUUGAGUUGAGGAGCCUCAACUGUGAGUUGAGCAAUGUUAUCUUCAGAAUCUAUUUUCAAAGCAGAUGAGUGUGUGAGAGGAGAAGAGGACGUAGAGAAGAAACUGCAUCUCUUUGAAUAGCGUGAGCUGAGUCUGUUCAAAGUUAUAUGGUCGAUUAUACCUCUUAAUUGGACGGUACUGUACCUCCUACUGAUGAAACAUGGCCAGGGUUUUAAUUACUGAAGUGCAGUAUAAUUUCUUCGAGUGCCAUUGCGAAUGCUAGGGCUUUUAUUGUUACAGUGCAGGUUCUCUGACGACAAUAGUACACUUUCUUCAAAAGAGAUAUAGUCAAUAUAAGGGUUUAUUAUCAAGAUGUGUGCAAUGAAAUAGUUUUUGCAGAGAUGUUGUUGGAUUAUUAUUAGUACUUUACCUUUCAGUAUAUUGGUCUUAAAACUAUUUACCAGUUCUUAAGUUAUUGAAACUUCUGAAAGAAUAUUUAUUUUUGGUAUUUUCUCUUAUGAUUUUCCAGUCUUUUUGUGUCCCAAAUAUGAACCAAAUUUGGUGUGAAUUAACCCCAGCCUUGAGCCUGUACAUGUCAUGAAUCUCAAAGUAGGAGCUCCUUGCCUAGUUCUUUCAGGUUUUAAAGAAUGACAAAGUUGAGAAUACCUACAGUGCACAGUUCCUACAGCUGGCCAGGUUUCCCAGAAGUUUAUUUAAGCCUUGAUGUCGGUAAAUCAAAGUGCAAAGAUGUGUCAGUGGGCAGUCCAAGGUCGGAUGAAGCCUGUUGUUUUGUUUUAUGUCCUAAAAGGUUUGACAUGGGGGCUGCCUUACUUUAGAGUGGCCUGCAACUUCCACAGCAUCUCUGAUCUUUGAGCAGUGUUUGUGUUUCUAUAAUUCUUUUGGGAAACUGUGCCUUAGUGAGUAAAUCCUUGAUCUGUACUCCUACUCUGAGACACUUGAUGAAUACACGGCCUUGGCCUAUUUUGUUGACACACACUGAUACAAAUGGUGACGUCAAUGUCUUACUGAACCAUCAGCUUCUGCCAACAAAUGUACAGUAUAAAUAAAACAAUUUGCACACUUUACCAGGAGCCACCAUCAGUAUUGUACUAUCAUCCAAGUCCAUCCAUGUUUUAAAAAUAAAAAAAAUAAUUUGACACUCAUCACAUUCCUACAUCAUUGCAGUGCCUUGAAUACUGUAUGGGCAUAUGUUUAUAAGGAAGACAUAACAUUUAAUUGCAUUAGUAAAGCUGUACAUCAGUGUAAUUCAUCUGACGUUUGCAAUGAUUUAGCUGAGUGAUGUCAGCUCUGAUGGUUUAUCUAAGAAGAGGUGUGUUUGAAAAGCAGCUCAUAGUUUCAUAUCUGUGCAUGUUGGUAAGUGAUCCAGUAUAGCAAUUGCUGCUAUAGUACUUUGUACCACUAUGUUGAUUCCUGUCAUUGCUGUUACAUUUUGUACAUUUAUACAGUUUUGAUACUUGAUGGCAUUCUUUGGCAAGAUAUCUUGUGUUAUCGAUAUGUAAUAUAUUUUGCGAGUUCAUAUUUCUUAUGGAUGAGAAAAAAGAAAUGCACCUGGUAAAAACAGUACACGGCAAGUCAGUCCCACAUCCCACUCUGGAGUAGAGUAGAAUGCUUUUAAAUGUACCACACAAUUGUUAUCCCAUUCAGAAACCUGUGUAUAUGAAUAUGUACAUAUUACAAGUUUUAUAAAGAGAUAUAUUUUUUAUGCAAAUAAAGCAUUUGUAAGUUAUUGAAUAUGUCGUGUAAAAUUUCACAUGUAAAUGUCAUGUAAGAUCAAAAAAUGUUUUGUAUUUUUUCUUUAUCAGCAAUGUAUAAAUCCUUAAUUUAUAUAUAAAAUAUAAAAUAAUGAA